This is a messenger RNA of Mastomys coucha (southern multimammate mouse), 1200 nucleotides long. RefSeq names its product guanine nucleotide-binding protein G(i) subunit alpha-1. Gene Ontology annotation, cellular component: heterotrimeric G-protein complex. Gene Ontology annotation, biological process: adenylate cyclase-modulating G protein-coupled receptor signaling pathway. NCBI's taxonomy places the organism in Eukaryota, Metazoa, Chordata, Mammalia, Rodentia, Muridae. Gene Ontology annotation, molecular function: G-protein beta/gamma-subunit complex binding; GTP binding; G protein-coupled serotonin receptor binding. The annotation marks the transcript as partial. The transcript has 8 exons. The record is from RefSeq and is a predicted model, not a curated record.
GCGGCGGCGCGCGGACGCCGAGCUCGCUCGGGCUGUGCGCGGCUGCGGCUCGGCCACUGGCAGCUGCGGUGGCGGCGGCGGCGGCGGCGGGCGCGGAUCGCGGAGUGUCGCCGUCAGGGACUGCCGCCCGAGGCGGCAGCGUGCGGGCUAGCAGACCUCGCCUCCAGUUUGCCGGAGCUGAGGACGUAGCGGGGCCGCCUCCGGGCCAGCCUCUCCUCGCUCUGCCAGCCGGUCCCGGCGCCGAGGGCGCGGCGACGCUCGGCCACCAUGGGCUGCACAUUGAGCGCCGAGGACAAGGCGGCGGUGGAGCGCAGCAAGAUGAUCGACCGCAACCUCCGGGAGGACGGCGAGAAGGCGGCGCGGGAGGUCAAGCUGCUGCUGUUGGGUGCUGGUGAAUCUGGAAAGAGUACAAUUGUGAAACAAAUGAAAAUUAUCCAUGAAGCCGGCUAUUCAGAAGAAGAGUGUAAGCAGUACAAGGCAGUGGUCUACAGCAACACCAUCCAGUCCAUCAUUGCCAUCAUUAGAGCCAUGGGGCGGUUGAAAAUCGACUUUGGGGACUCAGCUCGGGCGGAUGAUGCUCGCCAACUCUUCGUGCUUGCUGGGGCCGCAGAAGAAGGCUUUAUGACUACAGAGCUCGCUGGUGUCAUAAAGAGACUGUGGAAAGACAGUGGCGUGCAAGCCUGCUUCAACAGAUCCCGCGAGUACCAGCUGAACGACUCCGCAGCAUACUAUCUGAAUGACUUGGACAGAAUAGCACAACCAAAUUACAUCCCAACCCAGCAGGAUGUUCUCAGAACCAGAGUGAAAACGACAGGCAUUGUGGAAACCCACUUUACCUUCAAAGAUCUUCAUUUUAAAAUGUUUGACGUGGGAGGUCAGAGGUCAGAGCGGAAGAAGUGGAUUCACUGCUUUGAAGGCGUAACGGCCAUCAUCUUCUGUGUGGCCCUGAGUGACUAUGACCUGGUUCUUGCUGAAGAUGAAGAAAUGAACCGUAUGCAUGAAAGCAUGAAGCUGUUUGAUAGCAUAUGUAACAACAAGUGGUUCACAGAUACGUCCAUCAUCCUUUUCCUAAACAAGAAGGACCUCUUUGAAGAAAAAAUCAAAAAGAGUCCCCUCACGAUAUGCUACCCAGAAUAUGCAGGCUCAAACACAUAUGAAGAGGCGGCCGCAUAUAUUCAGUGUCAGUUUGAAGACCUCAAU